ACAAGGGCCAUCAGCAGCGGUCUCCUCUCUGGAUAUCUGUGCGCCAUCACCUCCACAACGCGAGUGGUGUGUGUCUCGCAGACCCCUGCGUGUUCAGACACGGCAUGAGCCGGAUAUCCAGGGAGGGGCAGACAGUCGCAUGCGGGCAGGUGUCUCCCUGGUGAGAAUUUCCAUCUGCUUUAUUAUACGCGCUUCUGGCCCCAAGCAGCGCGUGUAUGGAAUGCGUGAUCUGCUGCUGUCACCAGAGGCGUCUGAAAUGACAGUCUCGAGCGCCACACAAACAACUGUGGGCGAGAGGGGCUGCAGAGCGCGAGGACACCAAUAGAACACCGCAGGCGGAGAGCAGGAGGGGUUCUGGGGAGCGUGCGACUUUCUAUUCCAUUCUAUCUCGGACUGGGAUUCUGUUUCCUCUUCCUCUUUACCAACGAUUAAUUAACGGAUUAUCACGCGAGGGGGACAAUGGAAGCCUCGGAGAAGACACUGAUUUACCACGAGGACUCAGAUCCCAUCAGGAAGCUGAUGACCAACACAUAUUUACGCACAGCCUCGAGCCAGGAGGACGGCGAGUACGUGGACAUGGACAUUAAUAAUUUACUGGAUGACAAGGCGGGAGACAUGAAAACAGUCAAAGUAACUUUUACUGGAGAGGGAAGUCAGCUGGGCAUUUACAAAAGCAGCAACGGCGACUCAUCCUCCUCGCCUUCGCCGAAAAAUGCGCCCGAGGAGAGAGGGGACCCCGAGAAUAAAUCAGGCGACCCCGCUGCCACCAUCGACAGUAAAUCUAUUAAUCAACAUGAAAGCUCGGGGGACGUCAGAGCUGUGGAGAGUGCCGCGUCAGGCACGUUUGAAACAGCCUCCUCCGAGGCUGACAAGUUUGUGGACUGCCUGGAGUCACCCGCUCAUAAGCCGGACGCCUGCGCCCAGACCCAGCCCCGGCCCCACACCGCGCCGCCGAACAUGGACACGGAGACCGCAGAGCCCGCAUGCCCAGCGGACAAGGACUUGCAGUACACCGACAUGAACCUGGGCAACAAGAGCGACUCGGAGGACGACGUGACCAUCGUGAUGUCCGGGAAGAGCACGCCCAAGAUCACCGGCGACGAGGAGUUCCACUACAUCACCACUCACGAGAUCCAGCUGUCCGAGUUGGACCACGACACGGACGGCGAGUUUGGCACGGGCUCCAGGUGCAGCUGGGACUUCGAGGACGACCACCGGAUUUACUCGUUUGUCGAUUACGAUAUCUCGUUUGAAAGCGACGAAGCGGCAGGGGAGGACGAGGCUGUGCCGGUUGGGCUAGACUCCACUGGCGACCCCGCCACAAUCAGCAGCAGUCAGCCUGAAAGCGAUCUGGGCGACACGGACAAGUGCGCCAGUUCCGACGAGAGCCUGUCAAGGAACCAAAUCGGCACUGCCGCUGCUGGGACCGGCUUGGGGCAGAUACACCUGUCAAUCAAAGCCACUUCCCGAGCUAUAAAUGACCCUAGCAACCCCGCUCACCAAAACCAAAACAUUCUUUGCCAUGCCUCGCAUACCGGAGACAUGGGUUUGGGGGAGACCGGCAAGUGUUACAUAGCAGUGCCCGGCCGAUUGCAUUUUGGCACCAAAUUGAGGGGCAAAUACGCGCACAGCUACUCCAGUGGCGCAUCCAGUGCGGUCAGCGAGCUGGACGACGCAGACAAGGAAGUGCGCAAUCUGACAGCCCGCUCAUUUAAGAGCCUGGCCUACCCUUAUUUUGAUGCCAUCAACUUCAGCACGUCUAGCGAGUCCUCUCUCUCCGAGCACGGACUGGGGCUAAACAGUUGGUCCACGUUCGUUAAGUAUGGCAACGUGAACGUGACAAAGGGAAGUGAUCCAACUCUGGGGCCCCAUAAAAGCACCUCAAAGUUCAGGCUGGCCAGGAGUAAGGACAGCAAAGGCAUCACCGGUUUCACUCUCACGAGCAUGAGGGCGCCCCCAGCCGAGGUGUUUGCACUCAACGGCAACCUGGUGGACCCCAAAAACGCGGCGGCAGCCCGCAAAAAAAUCGAGCUGAUGCAAAAAUUGGGACAGGCCAAAGGUGGGGUGAUAAGACUGAGGGAAACGCUGAAUUUUCGCUGCAACGUGCAACAGCAGGAGGGCGGUGGGACGUCGUCGGGAAGCAGCAGCGGCGAAAGGCGCGCGAAAUUUGCGCAAAAUGCAAUGGGAUCACGUUCCACGGAUGAGGUUACACACACCUUGCCAGGCGGGCAGGGGAGCGAGGCCAGCAAGCGAGCCUGCAAUGCGGGCGAAACCAUGGAAGGCACACACAAGAAAGCAAUAUUCGCCUCUAGCCUUCUGAAAAAUGUCAUUUCUAAGAAAAUGCAAUUUGAGCAGGAGCGCAAGAUGGAGAGGGGGGAGAUCUGCGAACAGUUCCACAGCUCGUCGCCCUGUUUCUCGGGCAGUGAGGGCGACUUUACCAGGGAGAAGCCUCCCCGCGGGGGCUUACAGAGGCAGGGCUCGAGGUACUCUGAGGCAGACUCCGAGUACACCCUCGUUUGUUUGGAUGAGCUCGCGGAGAUAGUGGACAGCAAUCCGAGCAAUGCCAAGGACGAAAGCGGCGGCCGAGAUGACACGGCGUUCAGUCUUGCAUCAGAAACGAAUUUAGAGUCGACAAAUGAAGCAGGAAUCGAUACUAAAAAAGGAGCAUUCGAAGCGUCCAAAAGCACGCUGCUUCGAAGCCAAAAUAGCGCGUUCAGAUCCUGGAGGGACGGCGAGCUAGAGUUUCAAAAGGAACAUAAAAACGCGAAAACGCCCGAGGGGACCGCGCCACCACCUAGCCAGCACAACCAGGGGGACAGACAGGCGCACGGCGACACCGGCAACAACAAGCUCACCAAAAUGUCACAUUUGUUCCUGCCAAGUAUACAGGUGGUGCCGAACGAGACGGAACCGGGCGGUGCGGCUCUGCCCAACACGAAUUACCCGUUAGGAGAGGGAGGAGGGCAAGGAGUGGGGGCGCGCACCGACACUACCCUCUAUGUCCCCGACAGCGGCAGGAGCGUGGGCACUUCAAAGUCACCCGAAAUCAAGAUAAGUUUGCGCAGCGUCAAAGACAGCAAAAUCGACCCGUUCAACAUCGCCAAGCUGUUUACGCCCAAUAUAGGCGGCAACGCCGUCAGCCUUAUCAAGACAUCCGAUGACUCCAAAUGCCAAGCGCUCGCCGCGGUGCUAAAGGGCGAGGCGUCCGACAAAGUGCCCCACUUCACGGUCAGAGACAUACGAGACAACAAGGGCAAGCUGCAGACUCCCAUACACCAGGUCAGAGACGUGCGCAAACUGGUCAAAAGUUCAUAUCACUUUGUUUCUUUGGAUAACAACGAGGGCAGGUCUGUCGCAACGGGCUCUGAUCUAAACUCAGAGCAGAAGGCAUUCAAACAGGGUGCGUAUCGGAAUCCCGCGUCUCUCUCCCCCAUAGUCAUUAAAUGUCAGUCUGUGAAUACAAAUAGCAAUGUCAAGCAAUCGGGAAAUUUAAUAGACGUGUCUAAACGCAGACUUGGAGAGGAUUUACAGGACCUGGACAGGUCGUCCCCAUCCCUGCCGCCAGAGGGCGCCAGGAACGGCACAACGCCUGUACAGAGGCCCAACAGCAGACCUUACUCUGUCAACUCCAAGCCAGCCAAGGGGGAAGCGCCUGACGCAGCCGGCGCGGGCCUGAAGGUCGAGGCGAAGACCGCAGCGGCGAGCGGCAAGAGGCCAGACAAGAGCGGCGGCGAGGGCGUCAGCAUCAGCAGCGGCGGCGGCGGCGAGAAGAAGGCGGAGUCUAAGAUGGCCAAUCAGGACGCGCUGGCCAAGCUGCAGGCGGCGGUCAAGACGAUGGAGCAGCUGUACGUGUUCGACCGCAACGAGUGGAAGAGGAGGGCGGACCCGCACCCGCAUCUCGUCGACAGCCACGUGCUGUCCCUCAUCUCCAGGGAGGAGCACAGCCCCGGAGCAGAGGAUGCUGGGAGUUCAGCUGCCACCGCUGCCGUGGUAACCGGGGUCGCCAUGCCAACCACCAGCAGCAUCAGCAGUGGUGGUGGUGUGGAGAAGGUGGUGAGGAGGGACUCGUACUCCAACUCCGAACGCAGCACGGCAGCGAUAGCGGCGGCAGCAGCCGUGGCAAACAUGCAGAGCAGGGAAGCGGAGAGGAACGGGCCCAAGACCCCCACCCUGCCCGUGGGCAAACCCUCGCCUGCCAGCGCCACCACCACCGCCGCCCUUGCUGGAGGAGCUGGGGGUCAAAAGGUCACGGCCCCCGUCCCCACAGUGACCAGUGCCGUACGCGCCCCCCAGACGCCCUCAAACCCCUCCACAGUCCCCUCCUGCUACACCCCCAAGGCCUUCACGCCGGUCUCCCCCAAACUGCCCGUGUCCUUCAAGAUCUCCCAGGCGGCCCAGCGCCGUCACUCGGAGGAGCGGGAGAGGGAGCGGGAGAGGGAGCGGGCCAAUGAGAGCGGAGAGAGGCCUCGGGAGCGAGCCAAUGAGGUCGCAGGAGGAGGAGCAGGAGAGAGGCACCUGGGAGGGCCGCCCACGUCCUUCGCCAGCGCGGUGGCCGAGUCGGAGAACUACCUCACCAUCCCCGUCAAGCCCCACGCCAAGCCGGCCAUAGCCCUCGGCAACAGCGGAACCAGUGGCGGGGGAGGUGGAGGUGGAGGUGGAGGGGGAGGAGGAGGUGGGCGAGAGAAGAUGUCCGUCUACACCUUCAGCCAUCCUCACUCCACCACCAGCCCACCCUCAUCACACCUCCUCUCGCACGGGGUCUCCCGCCGACACCUCGAGGGGCGCCAGUCCCCCACCCGCCCCACCCCCAACGCCCCUGUCCCUGCCGCCCGCACCAUUGUCAUGGAGACGCGUGCCCAGGACACACCCACGGCGACCAUCUACCACCACUCGCUGCCCACCAUCAUGCCCAGCGCCCAGCCCCAGGUCAUCUGCUUCUCCCCGCCCGUCAUGUCCGCUGCCCACCCCGUCACGCCCGUGUCCAUGCCCGUGCAGCUGGACGCCUUCGGCGGGCACCACACGCAGCGCAAGAUGCUGCUGGACCCCAGCACGGGUAGCUAUUACCUGGUGGACACCCCUGUGGCGCCCCCGCCCACCACGCGCCGCCUCUUCGACCCCGAGACGGGCCAGUACGUGGACGUGCCCCACAGCGCCAUGCCGCAGCAGUCCGUCACCCCGGUGCCCAUCAGCACGUUGCCCUCCAUGGCCCUCAGCCCCCCCGCCGCCUUCGCGCCCAUGGCCAACAUGAACAUGCCCUUCAUGUUCUACCCCAGCUUCCUGACCGCCACCCCCUCGCCCACGCUCAUCCCCGGCCGCCUGCCCUCCCAGAUCUCCCUGCACGGCGGGAGCAGCGACGGAGGAGCCGGGGAGGAGAGGGAGAGGGACGCGGUCACCGGCAAGGUCACCAUGGGCGGAGGGUUAGGAGGAGGAGGAGGAGGAGGAGGAGGAGGAGGACAGCAUCAGCAGGGAGGAGGAGAGGGGGUGUACAUGGAGAGCCCUUACUACCUGGCAACGGGGAUGAGAGGAGGAGGAGGAGGAGGUGCACAGCAUCAGCAGGGAGGAGGAGGAGGAGGAGGUGGAGGGGGUACGAGGGUGGUGGGAGGGGGCGGUAAGCAGCCGGUGAUCAGCAUUACGUCUCAGCAGGGCCCGCGCAUCAUCGCUCCACCCUCCUUCGACGGCACCACCAUGAGCUUUGUGGUGGAGCACCGGUGAGGCGCCCAACCACAGGAGAGCCCUGUUGAGCAAGCUCCACCCCCUCCCCCCCAACCGAUAACCCUGACCUCAGCAUCCUCCAAUUGGACAAUCCAGUGUGACGGAAUCCCGCCCCCAUCUCAUUUCCACCAAUCAGAGGUCCAUGGUCAUCAGCUCACCCCCCGAGCCUCACUACUCUCACAUCAUUUCCUAUCUUUUCUUCUCUCACCUUUUCCUUUCUUCUCACCAAUUCCUUCUUUCAUUUCUCUCACUCUUACUUUGUCUACCUUUAUUUGCUGACCUUUAUUUUAGCUUUUUAUUUUAUGUUUUUUCUUUUUUUCAAUAUUUUGUUUAUUUUGUUUGAGUUUUGAUUUACUGUCUACAAAAGUCCUUGUGAAACCUGCACUAAAUGUGUUUCAGUCAGGCACAUGUUUGGUCAUAGGCCUACAGAAUGUUAGAAACAUCCAGAGUAUGUGGUCAAGAUGCUAAGUUCCUUCAUGCCCUGCCCCAACGGAAACAAGUAAGCGUCAUGCCACUAACCCCAGUUGUAUGUGCUAGUAAAGAGACAGCAUAGCCUAGUCCAUUAUGGUGCUUUGUUACAUAUGUGCCUACUAUUGUGCUAAUCAGCAUCAGGUUAACAGUCUCUUUUUAGCUGGUUUAGUUUAUAUUGGGAACACUGAACUGACGGUACAUCAGUACCAGGUGUCCCUGUUAAAGUGCCUUCACACAGAGCCAAAGUGGUUUAGGUUUGCUGGUGACAGUGACUUCUGUCUGCAUGGGUAGAGCCUUAUGGGAUAGUAUGUGGCGUAUCCCAGGUGUGCUAAUUAAGCUAAUUGUGUUUGGUUGGCCACACGAACUACAGUAAAUGUGGCAAGCAAGGCACAUAGAUAUAAGAACACUAGAUGCUGCGUUCAGCCAUUUGGCAUGGUUCAACCUUGGGCGCUGCCAUCUUGGUCUGGUAACCAAUGUUUUUCACAGAUUAUUUUUCUUUUAUCGUCUUGUUGCCGAUUGAUGGCAGCGCUAACAUGGAGGUGAACUGACAUGGGCCAUUUAUUCCAAUACAAAGGAGGGGCCAACACGGCAUCUAGUGUUCAACAGUACAUCUACGAGCAAGGCACAGUCAUGUUAUUCUAGUCACCAGGUGCCUUCAAUGCGCUAGUAUGCUAUAUGAUUGAUCCCAUCAGCUUUCUCUCCUCCAGAGUUGCCACUCCUUUAAGAUGUUCUUAUAUGUUGUAUGUAUGUAUGUAAAUCCUUUUAUUUUGUAGAACCCUAUUGUAUACACAGUACACUCUACUCUUUGUGUAGUGGCCAUGUGCUGUGUCUUUUAAGUAGCCUACAGCGCUGUUGUAUGCUAUCAAGUAUAACAGGAUCUCCAAGUUUUGCUGGUGUAACGUAGCCAACACAUAGCAAACAACAAUGGUUAGCACUGUGCUAGAUCCAUCUGCCUGAAGGAUGGACAAGGAGGAAAGGGGGAAUACUUGGGUAUAUGACCCGAGUAGCUACUCACCCAGGAGUGCAGCACUGGUGCAUCAUGGGAUGGGGCUCAUAGGGACAGCGAUUUCUCUAGACCCACCCAACGAAGAGAAAUUAUAGCCUACGUCAUCACCAGCAACUAUAUACGGAGAAAACACUGUUCUAGAAUAUAAUUUAAAGAUGUUCUGUUCUAAAGUGUUAUUGUUCUAUAGACCUUUCUGUUGUUGGGUAAACAGUGGCCAACUGUUGAUGAGAUUUGGAUGAAGUAUGAGGCUUGGAUGAGUGGAAUUAGUCAGUCAGAGUUUAUCGGCAGACCUUAACACCUGGCACAGUGUGGCUAACCUGACAGGGAUUUCUUCUGACUAUAGAGCUGUCAGUCAGUCCUCAGUAGACAUGUGCCUUAGACUCGGUUUCGUCGCUGCUAUUAGUAGUAGUCAUGCUAUUAGAAAUAGCAUUACCAUUCAGGACUUUGUAAUGCACAUUGGUAGCCUACUCAAUAUACUCUACUGUGCCUUGUGUUUGUACAUAUAGGAACUUACAAACGAGUUAGCUUCCCAAAUAACAAAGCGUUUAAUAUUAACUCAUGUUUAAACAGGGCUUUAAUACUGUUAACAAUCUCAGAAUAUAUACAGAUUUCUUUCAUUAUUUGUUAACAAUACAACCCUUGAAAUGACCUCAACCUUUUUCAAAUACAACUGUAGGCUACUAACUCAUAAGUGUCAAAUGUAGGCCUAAUUUAAAUCAGCAUUUCAAUUAAGCGCAGGACACUAUUGUGGUUCGUUAAGGGCAGGUAGACCUACUGAAGGUCUAUUAUAUCUUACAAAUAUGAAGUUAUAAAUGAGCUCCUGUGUGCCUGUGCCAUGUGCCCUGAUUUGGAAUCUUCAUACUGUAAAGUGUGACCACAUGUGACUGGAAAAAGUAGACACUUUUUUGGCUUUUCUUUUGAGGUAAUUCAAAAAUUAUUGUGUAUUCUUGAAUCAAUUUUCAUACCACACAACACAUGCAGUGUGUAUUGCUGUUUGUUUCUUUGGUAACACUUUACUCGACACCGGCGACAUACGUCUGACAUGACAGUGUCAUAACAGUGUCGUAACACAGUCAUGCAUGUGUCAAAGUCAUAAACAUUUGAAGAGUUCAGAUGAAAACCCCCUAACUCUAUUUCUGAAGACCUGCACGUCUAUAUUUUUAGAGAACCCAGUUAUUGGUUUGGUUUACAUUCAUGUAUUUGAUAAUACAUAUAAAUAGUUAUAUUACAUAAAUAAAAUCAAAAAAGAUAUGCAAUUUUGAUAGCUUUGUAUUUAAUAAAAAAGAAUUAAGAUUAUUUUCUGAAAAGGCACUUAAGGGGUUUUGCAUCUGAACUCUUCAUUUUGUCAUGAAGUGACAUUUUGUUAUUGUUAUGCUGUGUAUGACUUUGAUAUAAUGUUUUAUGACUCGUCCAUGACAGUGUCAUGAC
Engraulis encrasicolus (European anchovy) is the source of this 8617-nucleotide messenger RNA. It is a transcript of the gene c21h4orf54, whose product is annotated as chromosome 21 C4orf54 homolog. The coding region runs from base 460 to 5712 and encodes 1750 amino acids. Lineage: Eukaryota; Metazoa; Chordata; Actinopteri; Clupeiformes; Engraulidae. The transcript has 4 exons. The record is from RefSeq and is a predicted model, not a curated record.